UCCCGGCGUGCCGCGUGGCCCGCCAGCCCUCCAGAGUACCGGCGUGCCGCGCACUGGCCGGUCCUCCGGCGUCCCGUCAUGCCAGUGAACAUGGCGACAACGAGGGAGGAUGUGGGCGAUGAGAAGGAUAACCCAGCGGUGGAACUGGGAGCCACUCUGAGCCUGGAAAUCCUGCAGAUCAUUAAGGACUCUCAGCAACAACAUGGUUUGCGACAUGAAGACUACCAAAGAUACAGGGGUUACUGUUCGCGCAGACUCCGCCGCCUCAGGAAGGCACUUGGCUUUAAAAUGGGAAACAAACAUAAGUUCACAGGCAAGAAGGUCACCACGGAAAUUCUGUCAGAUAACAGUUCCCCAAAUGAGACUACAACUGACGAGGCCAAGGAGCGACUAUAUGAGAGUCUGUUGAGUGAGUGCCGCGAUGCCAUCCAGGCAGUUCGUGAGGAGCUGAGAGUUGAUCCGGCACAGAAGCAGCGAGAACGUUCUCUGGAGCCUGAUUCAGGAAAGGUGUCCAGUCUACAAUAUCUUCACAGUUAUCUUACAUACAUUAAGCUUUCCACUGCGAUAAAACGCAAUGUUGCCAUGGCUGAGGCUUUGCAGAAGCAGAUGAGCGAGUCGGUAAAAGAUGAGGGAAAGCGAGUGCUGCGGCCGCAAGACCUGAUCCGACUGUAUGACAUUAUCUUGCAGAAUCUGUCAGAGCUGCCCCAGCUGUCAGGAGUGGAGGAUGAUAAAACCUUCCAGGCAGAGGUGGAGCUGAAGACUUUGGUUUACAAGGCCUACAGGUGCUUCUUCAUUGCCCAGUCCUAUGUACUUGUAAAGAAGUGGAGUGAGGCCCUGGUCCUGUAUGAGCGGGUCCUUAAAUACACCUCUGAGGCACAAACUCAGACCUUAAAAUUUACAAACGAUUUACAGGAUCUGCCUGAUAUGAAGGACCUGGUUGCACGUGUCAAUGCUGAGAAGUACUCGGUACAGGCAGCUGCUAUUUUAGACAACGAGGAUGUCUCCGAGAUGGUGUCACAGCUUCAAGUCAAAGACAACAAGCCCCUCAGUGAAUGUUUGGACGUGUUUCGCAUCGAUCCCUCUCUGGUCACUAAACAUGCCAAUCUGGUGCGUUUUCCACCGGAAUUCCAGCCAAUCCCCUGUAAGCCUCUGUUUUUUGACCUGGCUCUCAACCAUGCGACAUUCCCAGCCUUGGAGGACAAAGUGGAGCAGAAAGGACGAGGAGGCCUCACCGGCUACAUCAAAGGUUUCUUUGGCUUCCGCGGCUGAAGUUUGGAAAGGAUUAAAACAAUUUUGUAUCGUGUAACAGCCCAUGUCCUGCUCUGAAUGCUCAGUAUUUCUGAAUGGAGUUUAAUACUUCAAAUGUAAUCAGAAACCGUGGAGAGCCCUAGGGGCGCACAGCAAACUGAACUGAACAAUAAUGCAGCCUCACAAGAUCCUUCCUUAUUUCCUCUUGGGUUUUGCAAACCAUUCAAGCCCAUCCUCCCAACUACAACACUGAGUUACCAGUUCUACCCAUUGACAUACUUGUGAAAGUACCUAUUAUAGCCUCAAUCUCUUUUUGUGGCAAUUGAAGAAAGCAAAUCAGUAAUGUAUAGUGUCCUGAAACAAUAACAUUAAGACUCAUCUUUACAUUUUGUUUUUCCUCGCAGGCAAUCCCAACUUAGAUGCUCUACCAUUUCAAUGGUACCCCCCUCAAUAAAGAGAGUCCUAGGAAACAGCAGGGCCUCUAAUAUAUUGCUUCUCUUUCUCCUCAUCCUGGCUGUUGAUCAGGAGCAACAAAAAUUUAGAAUAUAUUAUAAAUUGGUGUAACCUCUCCUUUUUGUAUUACGUGUGGCAACGAAGGUGAUUAAGUUGCAAAAUACCCAGAUGAAUUUCACAUGGGGGGGAACUGUUUAAUAUAUUGCGUGUUCUCUCCCCAAAAGGAGGAGCGCCUUGCAGUAAUGUGACAGACUGCCAGUAGUGUGUGCAUAGCACAACAUUUACUUCCUGCCAUAUGCUUCAUUAUGUUGCAGUUUUGUAACCAUUAGGUUUUGAGAAACUCUUAUUGUUGAGGGUCUGGAUCUUUCACAUGGGCCAUGGUGGUUGAGCUUUGUUUCACACGGUUGUUUAUCUAGUCUGCCAUUGCCUCCCUUGUUUUGAGUCAGGUAAACUAAUGUCAGGUUUGGCCACCUGUUAUGUUUGAAGACCCGGGUUGGAUAGAUGCCAUCCCGCCUCCAACCCAAAUUCUCUUCCAGUCUGUGCAAAAGCCAGCCCUCUGACAUGUUCUCAAACAGGGCAUGCAAUAAAAAGAGGUUGUUGGGAUUCCCAAAGCAAUAUGUUGUAUCUGCUACAGCCAGCUAACGUGACACACAGCCACAUAGAACCUGCCAAUCCCACAAGUGCCUGUCUCCUUUCCCCUUAUUGCUGCUGCAUAUAGACAGACAUUUGUGAAAGUGAAGAAAAAAGGAUUCCUGCGAUGCCAGCUUCCCAAUGCUUUAAACAGUUUACUAUUGCUGCUGCUUGUCUGUGGACAGCACAUGAACCAGCCUGAUGCUGCAAUCAGUUCAGUCUGCUGUGUGCGUCUGCUGUCAGCAACUUUCUUCUCAUCAAAUUAGUUAAUACUGCUGACUCCAAAGCUGAAGAUCUUGGCAAAUAACUCAAACUAAUGAGUUUGUUGAGUCUCUGUGUUAAAAUGAGAGCAACCUGGAAUCAUUCCACAGGUAAAGAUCUUUCUUUUUAAAAAAAAAGUUUUAACCUGUUGAGAAGAAUCCCAUAUUGUGUCUGAAUGAACUGGAAUUAAAAUCUUCCAAGAUUUGAAAUUGA
This is a messenger RNA of Rhincodon typus (whale shark), 2805 nucleotides long. It is a transcript of the gene srp68, whose product is annotated as signal recognition particle 68. Gene Ontology annotation, biological process: SRP-dependent cotranslational protein targeting to membrane. Gene Ontology annotation, molecular function: signal recognition particle binding; endoplasmic reticulum signal sequence receptor activity; 7S RNA binding. The transcript has 12 exons. Gene Ontology annotation, cellular component: signal recognition particle, endoplasmic reticulum targeting. The coding region runs from base 79 to 1269 and encodes 396 amino acids. The record is from RefSeq and is a predicted model, not a curated record. NCBI's taxonomy places the organism in Eukaryota, Metazoa, Chordata, Chondrichthyes, Orectolobiformes, Rhincodontidae.